CAGAGCUUGAAGUUUCCUGCAGCAGAUCCACACAUCCAGCUCCUACUGCCUCAACCACCAGCUUCCAUACGUGGGACUGAACAGACACUGGCUUCUCCUCCUGUUUGCUGCUGACGGACGACUAACUUCACCCCUUCACCGCUCUCCAUCCAACAGACAAAGAAAGAAAAAUGAAGAUCACCAUCAUAACGUUUUGCCUCAUUGGAGCAGUUUUUGCCAACCCAAUUUCUUUCAAUGCCCUUCUGGACACAAGUGAGCUUGAUUCAAACUCGACUGAAAGUUCGUCUGUUUCACAAUCGUCUGAAAAUAACACCUCAGAGCAGAGCUCUGAAGAAAGUAACUCAGAUCAAAGUUCAGAAUCAGAAUCGUUAGAAUCCACAUCAGAGGACAAGACAUCGGAGGAGAGUGACAGUCAGUCAGAUGAGUCAGAUGGGAGUGACUCGAUGACUGAAACCAGAGAUAACAGCAUGAGCAGUGAGGAGAAUGUUCGAAGGAGUUGGGUUCAAGUCUUUCAUGUCGUGCAAGACCUGAGCGGCGAGGACAACAGCAGCACAGAGGUCAAAGGUCAAGAGGAGCAGCUGAGCACCCUGGAGCCCACCCCCACGAUUGAUAAUCAGGUGGAUAAUCCCAGCAGCAGCAGUGAAAGCUCAGACACCAGUGAGGCCACCGCUGCUCCCACCACCAGCGAGAGCAGCAGCAGUGAAAGCAGCGAGACCAGCGAGACCAGCGAGACCAGCGAGAGCACAGAGGACAGCGACAGUGCCGAGGUCCAGCAGAUGAAAACCAGUGACUGUGUGAAUGGAACCCAGAGCUGUGAAAGCGACGAGUACCUCUUCCACGAUAUAGGAGACGACGCCCAUUACGGUGUGGACAAUCUGAUGGCGCCGGACGACGACGAGAGGGAGCUGACUCUACGGAGAUGAUCACGUGCACUCGUGCAGCUUUAAUUUUCCCACUAUGAACUACACAACCAUUAUAAAUGACUUGAAUGAAGACUCUCAUGUUUCCUCUUGCCCAUCGCUUCUGAAUGUUGAUUUCCUGCAUUAUACUGUUACCUGCAGCUGAUUUAUUGUGUUACGUGUGACUAUUAUUAUGAUGUAGCCAAGUAUUUACUUUGUUUUGAUAAUAAUAAACAAAUAAUAUAACCCUG
Molecule: messenger RNA, 1150 nt
Organism: Hippoglossus stenolepis (Pacific halibut)
Lineage: Eukaryota; Metazoa; Chordata; Actinopteri; Pleuronectiformes; Pleuronectidae
Gene: scpp1
Product: secretory calcium-binding phosphoprotein 1
Exons: 9
Coding region: 171-923 (250 amino acids)
Source: RefSeq, a predicted model, not a curated record